UGUUGAUAAUGAAUCGUAAAAAACUUUCUGGUGCCCAAAAUCGGGUAUUGGCUUCCAAAAGGGCAAAAGACUGUGAAAAAAAUAAACAAACGCUCCAAGAAUUAGGUUGGUUUUACAAAGCUACUAAUCAAAAUACUGAUUUGAAGUCGGCGGAAUUAAAUAAAUCAGAACAAACAAUGGAAUCAUCGUAUUAUGAUGAUGUUGAUCUACAUUCUCUUGGUUCAGUGGAAAAUGAAACAGACGACAGUUUUAACGAUGAAUUAAAACCCGAAGAAAAUAAAGGCGUUGAAAAUGACCCAGCACUCUGGCCAUCGAUUCUUAAGCAAAGAGAAAAAAAAGAGUUAAUCAAAAAAGGUCCGUCAACUUUACCUGAUGAUUUCCCACGAGAUGCUUCUAAUAAUAGGGUCUUUCCAAAAGAAGUUCUUUUCAUUGCAUUGACUAAUGGAGAAAAAGUUCAACGAGAUUAUCUGAUAUGGAGCCCAUUGUCUAACUCUCUAAUUUGUUUCCCGUGUUCUUUAUUUGGGUGUGAAAAUUCCGGAUCCUAUGGGGAUCGAUCUCUUCUUCUUUGCUGGAAUGGAGGAAUAAAAAAUGACUGGAGAAAAUUGAGUGAUCGUAUCAAAAGUCAUCAUAGCAACCCAGUUCAUCAAAGUCAUUAUCUCAAUUGGAAGACUUUGCACUCAGCUCUUGUCAAUCAGCGCGGGAUCGACUCAGAGUUCCAAAAGGCACUAGAAAAGGAAGUAGCUAGAUGGCGUGAAAUACUUCGUUGUAUUUUAGAUGCAAUUUUAUUUUUAACAUCUCAAAACUUAUCCUUUAGAGGGCAAUAUUCGUCGAUGGAGAAGAACGAGAAAGGGAACUUUUUAAGUUGCCUUGAACAUAUUUCUCGUCACAAUGAAACAUUAAAGAAUUAUCUUAAAACAGUUGUUCGUCAUCAAAAUAAAGGAACCAGAAUGCAAGCUCACUAUCUCUCCUGGCAAUCACAAAACGAAUUCAUCAGUGAAUGCGCUACAUUAGUUCAAGCAGCAGUUGUGAAAGAAGUAAAAGAUGCCGUAUAUUUUACGAUAAUUACCGAUAGGACCCCAGAUGUAUCUCACACCGAACAAAUCACGUUUAUUCUUCGAUUUGUGCGAUUCAACUCGGGUAAGAUGAUUUGGGAAGUUAAAGAACGAUUUCUCUGCGUUGAAGAUAUGGAGAAAAAGAAAGAUGCAGAUAUUGCUUAUUUAAUUCGCAACGUUUUAGCGAAAGUGAAUCUCGAUUUACAAAAAUUGAGAGGCCAAGGAUACGACAAUUGUUCUAAUAUGGCUGGAAUCUAUAAUGGAGCCCAAGCUCAUUUAUUGGAAAAAAAUCCGUUCGCUUUAUACAUUCCUUGCGGUGCUCAUAGUUUAAAUUUAGCUGGAGUUCAUGCUGCUGAGUCUUGCGCUGAGAUCAAAACGUUUUUUGGCAAUAUCCAAGCCCUCUAUUUAAUAUAA
Messenger RNA from Hydra vulgaris (swiftwater hydra), 1466 nucleotides. Its product is annotated as zinc finger MYM-type protein 1-like. NCBI's taxonomy places the organism in Eukaryota, Metazoa, Cnidaria, Hydrozoa, Anthoathecata, Hydridae. The record is from RefSeq and is a predicted model, not a curated record.